AUGGCAGCAGCUGCAGUUUCUGAUCACUCGUCUGCUGAUGAUACUUGUUUUGAUAAUCCCUUUGAGUACAAGAAAUCGGUUCAAUCCAUUGUAGAUUCGUCCAAUCUGAAACAUCUCCCUUCCAAAUAUAACCUCGAACUCGGAGGCGGCAAUGACACGAGCGCUACGAGCAGCGAAUCGCUCCCCGUCAUCGACUACUCCGCCCUUACCUCCACGGACCCUAAUCGACGCUCUGAAGCCGUCGCUGAAUUCGCCAGAGCAUGCGCGGAUUGGGGGGUUUUCUUCCUGGUGAAUCAUGGGCUGCCGGAGGAGUUGAUUGCUUCACUAUUUGCAACAGUGAGGGAGUUUUUCAACUUGCCUGACGAUGAGAAGAAGCAGUACGAGGGGAAAAGUACUUCUUCUCCGAUCGUUUGUGGGAAUUUCAACGUGAAGACUACAUCCAACCAAACCUUCACUUUGUGGAGGGAUUUUCUCAAGAUCCACGUGCACCCUGAAUUUCACUGCCCCUCCAAACCCCAACCAUUAAGGUAG
Messenger RNA from Salvia splendens (bonfire salvia), 531 nucleotides. Its product is annotated as 2-oxoglutarate-dependent dioxygenase 19-like. NCBI's taxonomy places the organism in Eukaryota, Viridiplantae, Streptophyta, Magnoliopsida, Lamiales, Lamiaceae. Bases 1 to 531 code for a protein of 176 amino acids. The record is from RefSeq and is a predicted model, not a curated record. The transcript has 2 exons.